GAGACUUUUGCUCUUACGGCUGUGGAUAACGGCCGUACUCCGAAGAGGCAACAGAGCUGCCACGUUGCGGUAGUUUAGCCGGCUACCGAAGAUUUAGCCGCCGCUAUCGGUGAUGCUGCUUGGGGCAAAAACCUAGCCAUGGCGCGAGCUGCCCUCGCGUGGUCCAUGUCUACCGCUCCCCCGAAAUACGGCGGGAAGGGUGAGAGUUCCCGCGUAGUUAUAUUGGGCGGAACCGGGAGGGUUGGUGGUUCCACCGCCGUUGCCCUAUCUAAGCUCUGCCCCUCUCUCCAACUGAUUAUAGCUGGAAGGAACAGGGAGAAAGGUGCUGCAGUAGUAUCUAAACUUGGCAAGAAUGCAAGGUUUGUUGAAAUUGACAUAGAGAACACAAGUAUGUUGGAGACAACAUUAGAAGAAGCCGAACUGGUGGUCCAUGCAGCUGGGCCCUUUCAACAAGCAGAGAAGUGCACAGUCUUAGAAGUUGCAAUAUCUACAAAGACAGCAUACCUUGAUGUAUGUGAUGAUACAAACUAUGCCCAGAGAACAAAAUCUUUCCAUUCAAAAGCAUUAGCUGCUGGCAUUCCAGCUGUUACAACUGGUGGAAUUUACCCAGGAGUGAGCAAUGUUAUGGCUGCUGAGUUAGUGCGCUCUGUCAAAUCUGAAGAUGCUGGUGAACCAGAGAGGCUGAGAUUUUUUUACUACACUGCAGGUUCAGGAGGUGCAGGCCCAACAAUAUUGGCAACAAGCUUUUUGCUACUCGGAGAAAAUGUUAUUGCUUAUAACAAAGGUGAGAUGAUUAAGAUGAAACCAUAUAGUGGAGCUCUCAACAUUGACUUUGGGAAAGGGAUAGGAAAAAGGGAUGUCUACUUACUGAACUUGCCUGAGGUUAGGAGUGCUUAUGACAUUUUGGGUGUGCCAACUGUAAGUGCCCGAUUCGGUACAUCUCCCUUCUUCUGGAAUUGGGGAAUGCAAGCGAUUGUAAACUUUGUUCCUGUUGAAACACUAAGAGAUAGAAGUAAAGUCCAACAGCUAGUUCAGAUAUUUGAUCCUUUGGUGCGAGCUAUUGAUGGCAUUGCAGGAGAGCGAGUAUCAAUGAGGGUUGACUUAGAACUACCGGAUGGAAGGAGCAGAAUUGCUUUGUUCUCUCACAAAAAACUUUCAGUAUCGGUGGGAUAUUCAAUAGCUGCUUUUGCACUCGCAAUUCUAGAGGGGAGCACACAAAAUGGCGUCUGGUUUCCAGAGGAGCCUGAGGGGAUAGCCAUUGAUGCAAGAAAAUUGCUGCUUGAACGUGCAUCCCAAGGAACAUUAAAUUUUGUGAUGAACAAAGCUCCAUGGAUGAUUGAGACUGAUCCGAAGGAGAUUGGACUAGGUAUAUAUGUAUGACUAGGAGUUGGCAAGAAGAGGAUGAGAUCAACUAAAUAGAUUCUUUAAGUUCUCCAUGAAGCAAAGAAUGGAUCAAAAGAAUUGCAGCAACUUUGUGCAGGUUUUCUCGAAUCAUUUUAAUUGUGAGAUUUGCGCCAAAAGUUAAUUUAUAUGUUGUUAAAAGCAUGAUUAAUAACUAAAUCGAUCUAUUUGUGCUUUGUGGACAAUCAACUUACGUUCAUCCGUCAACAUUGGCAUUUCGUACUCAAUAUAUAUCCCAGGAUACUUUCUUAA
Zingiber officinale is the source of this 1653-nucleotide messenger RNA. RefSeq lists its product as uncharacterized. Lineage: Eukaryota; Viridiplantae; Streptophyta; Magnoliopsida; Zingiberales; Zingiberaceae. The record is from RefSeq and is a predicted model, not a curated record. Bases 139 to 1380 code for a protein of 413 amino acids. The transcript is spliced from 13 exons.